AUGAAAAAGCUUGAUGAAGCACAUGAUCUUGAAAUCACAAAGAUCCUUGCAAAAGUAAUGCAAUGUAGCUACAAGAAGAAGCAAGUAAACGAGAUUAUCUCAAGAAUUAUGCAAAAAAUUGAAACGGUCAUUAAUUUGCAUGAUAACAAUCAAAGUAUCGAGUCUUUGAGGUCUGAGUUUGUAACUCUGAAGCAAGAAGCAUAUUCACUUAUGAAGCCAUAG
Molecule: messenger RNA, 222 nt
Organism: Ordospora colligata OC4
Lineage: Eukaryota; Fungi; Microsporidia; Ordosporidae
Exons: 1
Coding region: 1-222 (73 amino acids)
Source: RefSeq, a predicted model, not a curated record